AUGGAACGUCCAUCUUCUACAGCCGUUGAAAUCGCCACUGCCAUGUUCGAAAUCACUCUUACCAACACUCUUACAUCUCCUCUUCUCCGCCUCCCCGCUGAAUUGCGCAACAAGAUCUACACCUAUGUAGGCCACUCGGCACAGAUCUCCAUCGCCGCGACCAUUACCAAUGCGAACCUUGGCGAUCCAACCAGCAAUCCUUCCAAAUUCACCAUGCAAUUCGUCCUGCCGGGGCUCCUCUCGACCUGCCAUCAGACCCGCUCCGAAGCUACCGCACUCGUAUACGCCCAAAUCACCAUCGACACCUUCCCCGGCGACGCAUGGUACUGGCUCUACUCACAAUCUUCACACCAAAUUUGCGCCCACGUCACUUCACUUCAGAUCAGUGAAUUCUUUGCCGACCUCAUGGAACGAGAAGUCAAUGAGCGCGAGAAGAAUUCGAAAGAUACCAAAUGCUGUACCGUGCACUUACCACGUCUGAAGCGUGUGCACGUCGUAUGUCAGGUGGUAGCCGGCUGGCCAAUAGGCGGGGGUGAGUCCAUGGAGGAAGCGGUCAGGAAAUGGUUUGGAAACGAGGGCUUGGAUGUGUUCUUUGAGGGGAACUGGGCGAAGCAGUACUUUUCUCCUCCUCAUUCGCUCAUAGAGAGGUUCGAUAUGUUGGUGGAUGUGGAGUGA
Messenger RNA from Alternaria ventricosa, 675 nucleotides. RefSeq lists its product as uncharacterized. Lineage: Eukaryota; Fungi; Ascomycota; Dothideomycetes; Pleosporales; Pleosporaceae. The record is from RefSeq and is a predicted model, not a curated record. The transcript has 2 exons. The coding region runs from base 1 to 675 and encodes 224 amino acids.